CGAGAGAGAGAGAGAGAGAGAGAGAGAAGCAUGGAAGCUCGCUUGGCGAAGUUCACCGGAUCCAACCUCCUCCACUUCACCGCUCGGCGCAGCCUCGCUCUCCGUCGCUCCGGGCGGCGCGUCCGCUUCCCUUCCGCGCUCCUCCAUUCAGGGACCGGAAGGGAUGCGGGGAGAGCGUACGACGCGCUGCUGCUCGACGCCGGCGGCACUCUGCUCCAGCUGGCGAAGCCGGUGGAGGAGACGUACGCCUCCAUCGGAGCCAAAUACGGUCUUACUGCGACGCCUGCCGAUAUCAAACGAGGAUUCAAGAGGGCGUUUUCCGCUCCCUGGCCGGAGAAGCUUCGUUACCAGGGAGAUGGGAGGCCCUUCUGGAGACUUGUCGUGUCGGAAGCUACCGGUUGUGCAGAUCACGACUAUUUUGAAGAAGUUUACCAGUACUAUGCAGACGGUAAUGCAUGGCGCCUUCCUGCUGGAGCUUAUGAGACAAUGAGUAUUCUGAAAGAUGCCGGAGUUAAGUUGGCUGUUGUGUCCAACUUUGACAUCCGGCUGAGGAAGCUAUUGAAGGACUUAAACAUUGUGGAUCUGUUCGAUGCUGUAAUUGUAUCCUCAGAAGUUGGAUAUGAGAAGCCAGAUCCUGGAAUAUUCAAAGCUGCUCUAGAUCAACUUCGAGUGGAACCUAAUAGAGCGGUACAUAUUGGGGAUGAUGAAAAGGCUGACAAACACGGUGCUGCUGUUGUGGGGAUCGACUGCUGGUUGUGGGGCAGAGACGUGGAGACAUUCUCAGAUAUACUAAACCGCAUACUCAUUCACGUCUAAACGAUUUCAAGGAAUUAAUCAUUCAUCAACAUCGUUCGAGUCCUACCAAUCUUUUCUGUGCUUUUGCCUGCGGAAAUGUUCCCAUGAUGGAGAUGGCCAUCUUGUCAUUCGAAAAUUGAAAUAUUUAGGAGCACAGGUGACAGAAGCAUGGGAAGCUUGAGAUUUUGUGGAAUGACUUGUUAUAAAUUAUAUGGCUUUCUGUCACUCCCGACUACCAAUGGCUCUUUAACAUUUUCUGCAAUGGUGUCCUCUUUAUUAUAGGUGAUUAUGAAUAAAAUGGCCUUCGGGUUUGUGUACCGUGUUAUAUAUGCAUUCCAACUUUGAAUGUUUAAAAAACGUACCGAUAUGCAAAUGGUUUCUUUACCUUUUGGUUUUGAUACA
Molecule: messenger RNA, 1197 nt
Organism: Syzygium oleosum
Lineage: Eukaryota; Viridiplantae; Streptophyta; Magnoliopsida; Myrtales; Myrtaceae
Exons: 9
Coding region: 31-816 (261 amino acids)
Source: RefSeq, a predicted model, not a curated record